GCAUCCCCAUCCUCCUCCUCUUCCCUUCCUCUUCCUCCUUCUUAUUCCUCUUCCUCUUCUUCUCCUUCCUCCUCUUCAUUCUCUUCUCCUUCCCUUCCUCCUCUUCUUCCUCUUCCUUUUCCUCUUCGCAUCCCCAUCCUCCUCCUCUUCCCUUCCUCUUCCUCCUUCUUAUUCCUCUUCCUCUUCUUCUCCUUCCUCCUCUUCAUUCUCUUCUCCUUCCCUUCCUCCUCUUCUUCCUCUUCCUUUUCCUCUUCGCAUCCCCAUCCUCCUCCUCUUCCCUUCCUCUUCCUCCUUCUUAUUCCUCUUCCUCUUCUUCUCCUUCCUCCUCUUCAUUCUCUUCUCCUUCCCUUCCUCCUCUUCUUCCUCUUCCUUUUCCUCUUCGCAUCCCCAUCCUCCUCCUCUUCCCUUCCUCUUCCUCCUUCUUAUUCCUCUUCCUCUUCUUCUCCUUCCUCCUCUUCAUUCUCUUCUCCUUCCCUUCCUCCUCUUCUUCCUCUUCCUUUUCCUCUUCGCAUCCCCAUCCUCCUCCUCUUCCCUUCCUCUUCCUCCUUCUUAUUCCUCUUCCUCUUCUUCUCCUUCCUCCUCUUCAUUCUCUUCUCCUUCCCUUCCUCCUCUUCUUCCUCUUCCUUUUCCUCUUCGCAUCCCCAUCCUCCUCCUCUUCCCUUCCUCUUCCUCCUUCUUAUUCCUCUUCCUCUUCUUCUCCUUCCUCCUCUUCAUUCUCUUCUCCUUCCCUUCCUCCUCUUCUUCCUCUUCCUUUUCCUCUUCGCAUCCCCAUCCUCCUCCUCUUCCCUUCCUCUUCCUCCUUCUUAUUCCUCUUCCUCCUCUUCUUCACCAUCCUCUUCAUUCUCCUUUUCCUCCUCUCCCCCUCCUCUUCCUCCUCCUCUUCUUCCUCCUCUUCUUCCUCCCCUUCCUCUUCACACUCCUCCUCCUCUUCUUCCUCUGCUUCUUCUUCCUCCUCUUCCUCCUCCCCUUCCUCCUCCUCUUCGCAUCCCCUUCCUCCUCCAACACCGCCCCCUCUCCUCCUUCCUCCCCUUCCUCCCCCACUUCCUCCUGUCACUCCUCUUUUUCCUCCUCCUUUUCCUUUUCCCGUCCUCCUUCCUCCUCCCCCUCUCCCUCCCCCUGCCCCUCCCCCAGGGGCCCCAGCAUGGCCGAAGGGGGCCCCCUGCUGCCCCUGCUCCUCCUCCUCCUCCUGCUGCCCCUGGGGCCCCUGCUAGUGGGGGCCCUCCCCUCCGGGGCCCUGCGCCUCCCUUUGCAAGCCGGGACCCCCGCCUCACUGCGCGCCCCCCAAAAAGAGGCCCCAGGGGAGGGCGCCUUCACGGCCAUGCUGGACAACCUGCGGGGAAAGUCCGGCCAGGGCUACUACCUCCAGAUGACCGUGGGCAGCCCCCCACAGAAGCUGAAUAUCCUUGUGGACACCGGGAGCAGCAACUUUGCAGUGGGAGCAGCUCCGCACCCCUUCCUAAGGCGAUACUACCGGCGCCAGCUGUCCAGCACGUACCGGGACCUGGGCCGGGGGGUGUACGUGCCCUACACGCAGGGCAAGUGGGAAGGGCAGCUGGGUACGGACCUGGUGGCCAUCCCUCAUGGGCCCAACGUCACCGUCCGCGCCAACAUCGCCGCCAUCACCGACUCCGACAAGUUCUUCAUCAAUGGCUCCAACUGGGAAGGCAUCCUGGGCCUGGCCUACGCCGAGAUCGCACGGCCCGACGACAGCCUGGAGCCCUUCUUUGACUCCCUGGUGAAGCAGACGCAGGUCCCCAACGUCUUCUCCCUGCAGCUCUGUGGGGCCGGCUUCCUGCCCAACGACACCGAGGCUCUGGCUUCCGUGGGGGGCAGCAUGAUCAUCGGGGGCCUGGAUCCGACCCUCUUCCGGGGCAGCGUCUGGUACACGCCGAUCCGGAAGGAGUGGUACUACGAGGUCAUCAUCGUCAAGAUCGAGAUCAAUGGGCAGGACCUCCAGAUGGACUGCAAGGAGUACAAUUACGACAAGAGCAUCGUGGACAGCGGCACCACCAACCUUCGCCUCCCCAAGAAGGUCUUCGAGGCAGCGGUGAAGUCCAUCAAGACGGCCUCCUCGACGGAGAAGUUCCCCGACGGCUUCUGGCUGGGGGAGCAGCUGGUCUGCUGGCAAGUGGGCACCACCCCGUGGCACAUCUUCCCCGUCAUCUCGCUCUACCUGAUGGGCGAGGCCACCAACCAGUCCUUCCGCAUCAGCAUUCUACCCCAGCAAUACCUGCGCCCCGUGGAGGACGUGGCCACCUCUCAGGACGAGUGCUACAAGUUCGCCAUCUCCCAGUCCUCCACCGGCACCGUCAUGGGGGCCGUCAUCAUGGAGGGUUUCUACGUGGUCUUCGACCGGGCCCGCAAGCGCAUCGGGUUUGCCGUCAGCACCUGUCACGUGCACGACGAGUUCCGGACGGUGGCGGUGGAGGGCCCCUUCCCACAGAGCGACAUGGAGGACUGCGGCUACAACAUCCCCCAGACGGACGAGUCCACCCUGAUGACCAUCGCCUACGUGAUGGCUGCCAUCUGCGCCCUCUUCAUGCUCCCGCUCUGCCUCAUGGUCUCCCAGUGGCGCUGCCUCCGCUGCCUCCAACGGGGCCGGGACGACUUCGCCGACGACAUCUCCUUGCUCAAGUGAGCCCUCCCGCGCCCCAUGUGGCCUGCGACGGCAGUGGGGCCGACCACGGCAAUGGCAACAGACAACGGGCUCCGUGGAGGAUGAAGACGCACUCGCCA
Molecule: messenger RNA, 2736 nt
Organism: Anolis sagrei ordinatus
Lineage: Eukaryota; Metazoa; Chordata; Lepidosauria; Squamata; Anolidae
Gene: BACE1
Product: beta-secretase 1
Biological process (GO): membrane protein ectodomain proteolysis; amyloid-beta metabolic process
Cellular component (GO): trans-Golgi network; plasma membrane; endosome
Molecular function (GO): aspartic-type endopeptidase activity
Source: RefSeq, a predicted model, not a curated record